Sipha flava (yellow sugarcane aphid) is the source of this 1470-nucleotide messenger RNA. RefSeq names its product E3 ubiquitin-protein ligase ZNRF2. The coding region runs from base 514 to 1143 and encodes 209 amino acids. The transcript has 4 exons. The record is from RefSeq and is a predicted model, not a curated record. NCBI's taxonomy places the organism in Eukaryota, Metazoa, Arthropoda, Insecta, Hemiptera, Aphididae.
GUUGACCAUGUUAUCAUCACUAUCAGAACUACCAAUAAUUUGUAACUGCGCUACGACGUACGGACAACCGAAACGAGUACGAGGAAUAUGAAAAACACGAAACAAUAGGAAGAAAACGAUAGAUAUUCAAUAAAUAACAUAAUAUUUGUGAAAAGAUACACGCACCGUAAAUCGCUAUAAAUCGUCGCGCGUUUUUAUAGUUAAUGUUGUUAUUAUAAUUGUUAUUAUUAUCAAUUCUUUUGUGUGUGUGCGUUUUUUUUUUUAUUUCGUUGCUCAUUAUCGGAACAUAGUGCGUUUUGUUUUGCUUAUGUUAUAAGUGGAUUAAGUGAAUUUCGUCUUCUCGGAGUUUGUUUUCGGCGAUCAAUGUCAAGUGUGAUGAACGACGUCUUCACGACAGAACACUUUAUUCUCUUUUCGUAGUAUAACGCGCACGAAAACUUCCUCAUUGUCUUCGUCGUUCCGUGCCUUUGUUGUCCGCGGAGUGUAUUUCCGUAGACGUUUGUUGCAUGCGAGAUGGGAGCAAAGGCCAGCACGGCCAACGGUGAUGAUAGUGGCACCAGCCAUGGCGAUCGGUCGUUCGCCUCGGGUAAUGGUUCGGAUUCCGUACACACCGCUGGAAACCCAGGGUUCAGCAUACUACGCUCCUUGCCCAGUGCUGUGGCCAAUGACAGGCAGCGUGCCAGAUCAUUGUCCAGUGUACCUGACGGCCAUGAUGGCAAUAGCAACUCUGCUAGUCCUAGAUUCGACAUCACAGAUGUCUUGGAAGCUGACAGUAGCUCAAAUGAUGACCAGAUCCUAGAUAGUCCCACGGUUACUGCUAAUAUCAGUCUUGGACGCGUUUAUUCAGCACAUUCAUUACCUGCACAUAUUUGGCCAUUCAACGGAAUUAAGUGCCCAGUAUGUUCAAAAUUUGUUUUGCCAGAUGAGAUAGAAGUACAUCUCGUUAUGUGCUUGACCAAACCUAGACUGAUUUACAAUGAAGAUGUUUUGAAAGACGACAAAGGUGAGUGUGUCAUUUGUUUGGAAGAACUGAUACAAGGCGAUACCAUAGCCAGGCUUCCUUGUCUUUGCAUAUACCAUAAAACAUGUAUAGACCGAUGGUUUGAAGUAAACAGAUCGUGUCCUGAGCAUCCCGGAGAUUGAAUUGUAUAUACAUUGACGUCGAACAAAAUCGAUAAGGGAAAUAUGAGCUAAAACGCUACAGCUGCUGUAUGAUUAUUCAUUAUUUUAAGUUUUCAUAAUUACGAAAAGUGUAAAACUUCGAUCCCGAUCUACUUUACCAGUAUAAAAUUAAAAAUUAAAUAAAUAUGCACGAAAAAAAAGUCAAAAUUAGAUUUAUAUGCUUUUGAUGUUUUGCAAUUUGGUUGUGUACAAAGGCUGAUGUAACUUUAUUGUCAGUUUUCACUCGAUUUUUUAUUUAUUGAUAUGAUAUUAUACAUAUAAAAAAAUGUUAACAAAAAUCAGUCUUAU